Messenger RNA from Schistocerca serialis cubense, 1950 nucleotides. RefSeq lists its product as uncharacterized. The transcript is spliced from 9 exons. The record is from RefSeq and is a predicted model, not a curated record. Lineage: Eukaryota; Metazoa; Arthropoda; Insecta; Orthoptera; Acrididae. The coding region runs from base 563 to 1810 and encodes 415 amino acids. Gene Ontology annotation, molecular function: NADP binding; N,N-dimethylaniline monooxygenase activity; flavin adenine dinucleotide binding.
CUUGAAUGUGUUAGUGUGGGAUUGUGGGGGUGUCGGAGAGGAAAUUUUCGGUACAUACGUGUAAGAGUUUGAGAUGACAGAAAACUUCGUUCACCAUAAUAGUCACUGAUUGUGUCACCAUCUGUCAUAUGAUGAACUUCGAUGAACCACCGCUGUUCAGUUCCUAAUAAAGUUCGACCACAAUUUAACACUUACACCCUGUUAUCAGGGUAAAACUUUUCAUUCAACGAUGUGUAAAGUAAAUCGUUAGUUGAGUAUACAGUACGAGACAAUCGUUUCUAUCAAUUCCCUGUCAGGUGUGUGAUUAGAGCUUACCGUUAGCGAGAAAGUGCAAACAGCUGUUAUGUAUUCAUAGUUUGUUUUGAUGACAGCCUUGAGAGUAUUUAGCGAUAAGAGAGCUAAUUUCGACCAGUAGCGUAACCCAACGCAUAUAUUCCGUGUAUCUGUGUAGGAAUAUUCGCACUGUUACAGAAGACCUCUAUCUAGCCUAAGGAGAUUACGCGUGCCUUUCGGCUACUUCAGUGUGGCGUAGCUGUCUUGUUACGCCACAACAAAAAGUCUUAUGCAGUCUGUGUGCAUCGUGGGAGCUGGGGCUGCUGGUCUGUGUGCAGCAAGACUUUUGAGUGCCGCUCAUGGCUUCAACAUAGUGGUUUUUGAGCAGUCUACAACAGUUGGUGGCACUUGGCGAUACACCGAUGACCCAGCUGUGGAUCCACAUUCCAGUAUGUACUGCAACCUAAGAACUAAUUUGCCAAAGGAAAUAAUGGGAUUUCCAGACUACCCAUUCCCUGAAUCAGGUGAAUCUUUCGUGCAUCACACUAAGGUUUUAAAAUAUUUGGAACAUUAUGCCAUCCACUAUGAGCUUCUCAAAUAUAUAAAAUUCAAGACCAGAGUAAAACAUGUGACACCGAAACAUCCUCAGGAUAACAGGACAGCUUGGAUAGUAACAGUGGAGGACUUAAGAACAUGUACCGAAGAAACGUCCAUAUUUGAUGCAGUAUUUAUAUGCAAUGGGCACUAUUCUGAGCCAUACAUCCCUUAUAUUCCUGGACUAGAAAAAUUCAGUGGUGAAGUCUUCCACAGCCAUGUGUAUCGUAAACCAGAUGGUAUAAGUGGACCUGUUUUAGUGUUAGGAGCAUCAUCAUCUGGAAUUGAUAUCAGUCUUGAAUUAGCUGCUGCCAUGGAACAGAAAAUAUAUCUUAGUUCAAGAAAAGAAGAAAGAUACACUUGUGAAUUGCCACCAAAUGUUAUCCAAGUUCCUGGAGUGUCAUAUGCAACUGAAGAUGGUUUUGUUAUGGCAGAUGCUUUUGUUUGUAAAGUGAAAACACUUAUUCUGUGUACAGGUUACUGUUACUCUUACCCCUUUCUGUCUGAAGACUGUAAAAUGGAUCAACCGGAUCACUGCAGAGUUAAUCCUUUGUACAAACACUUGAUUCAUAUGGAUUUCCACACACUCUACUUUCUUGGAAUCCCGCUUAUAAUUGUGCCUUUCCCAAUUUUUUAUUAUCAGGUGAAAUUUUGUAUGAAAGUGCUUGAUGGCACAUUAAGAUUGCCAACUCGUGCUGAAAUGGAACGUGAAACUUCUGAAGAUUUACAACUACGGUUAUCAUUGGGAAUGCCAGAACGUUAUCAGCACAAAAUGGGUGACCUGCAAUGGAAUUAUGUUGAUAAUUUAUCUCAGUUGGCAAAUGUUGCUCCUUUGCCUCAGUAUUAUAAACAAAUUUAUGAGAAGGUCAGUGAGCAUAGAAAAACAAACAUUUUAGGUUACAGGGAAGCCAAUUACUCAACAGAAACUUGUGAUAGAAUAUGAUAGUAACCUUGAAAAUGAUUUACUUAACAAAAGUUAACACUUUAUGUUAAAUAUACUGUUUAAAUACCAACUUCCUUUUAUGAAUGAAAUUAUGUAUAUAUUUUGCUUCAUUAAAAUUUCACAAUUUUAUGUUUUGAUCA